UCCUAGGGUAUAGACAUUAAAGCGGUGCAGCUGCUUCUCUUCGUCUAUGAGAUCUAUAACUGCAGAUCCCAGGGAUCAAAUCAGAUCUGAAGCGGUGAUCCAGACCAUCUGGAGGCGGCACUAGAUACACAGACCACACAUGGAUCCGAGUGUGAAACUCUAGAAUGGUGGGAAGGAGAGGGACUGCUGCAGGACUGCGAUCACUAGCACAAUAAGAGUGCCCACAACCUUAACCCUUGUGCCUUAGACAGAGGAAGGCUCGGUGCCCGCACCGCUGCAUACUAUGUACACUUUCGUGGUAAGAGAUGAAAACAGCACGGUGUAUGCCGAAGUGUCUAAAAUCCUCCUUGCAACAGGACAAUGGAAAAGGCUGAAGAGGGACAAUCCGCGGUUUAACCUGAUGCUGGGGGAGAGGAACAGAUUGCCUUUUAGUAGACUGGGUCAUGAGCCUGGACUUGUACAGCUUGUAAAUUAUUAUCGGGGUGCUGAUAAGCUUUGUCGGAAAGCUUCCUUGGUAAAAUUAAUAAAGACUAGUCCUGAGCUUUCAGAAUCCUGCACAUGGUUCCCGGAAUCCUAUGUGAUCUAUCCUGUUAAUGAAAAAACAGCAGUUGCACGUGUAAGAAAUGGCCUCCAAGACCUCAUGAACAACUCUCGCACAGAUGAGAGAGAAGAAUUCCUGGCCUCGUUCAAUGAGAGAAAAGAUAGUGGAAAAGGAAAUGUGUGGAUUGCCAAAUCCUCCUCUGGUGCUAAAGGAGAAGGGAUUCUAAUAUCCUCAGAUGCGAAUGAGCUUCUCAACUUCAUAGACAAUCAAGGCCAAGUGCAUGUUAUUCAGAAAUACCUAGAGAGCCCUCUGUUGCUAGAGCCAGGUCAUCGCAAGUUUGAUAUCAGGAGCUGGGUUCUUGUGGACAGUCGAUACAAUAUCUAUUUAUAUAGAGAAGGGGUGCUAAGGACUUCCUCUGAACCUUACGAUGACUCUAACUUCCAGGAUAUGACCUCUCACCUGACCAACCACUGUAUCCAAAAGGAACAUUCCAAGAACUUUGGGCGAUAUGAGGAUGGGAACGAGAUGUUCUUUGACGAGUUCAAUCAGUACCUUGUAAAUUCCCUUAACACCAAUUUAGAAAAUAGCAUCUUAGGACAGAUAAAGCAAAUAAUAAGAAUCUGUUUGAGCUGCAUAGAACCUGCAAUUAGCACAGAUCACCUCCCCUACCACAGUUUCCAGCUUUUUGGCUUUGACUUUAUGGUAGAUCAGGAUCUGAAGGUUUGGUUGAUUGAAGUUAACGGAGCCCCUGCCUGUGCUCAGAAACUUUAUGGUGAGCUGUGCCGGGGUAUCCUGGAUUUGGCCAUUUCCAGUGUCUUUCCACUCAGUGACACUGCAGAGACGCAGAUCAAGGAGACUGUAUUCAUAAAGCUGUAAAGACAUUGCCUUAUCUACAUGCAUACACACACACACAUAUGCAUGGCUGCCACCUAUUUAUUCUUGGAGGUCUAGAUUACUUCUACAUUGUAUUGCGUCAUGAAUGAUUAAAGGACUCUUGCUGAAAAAGUUUAAGAAGAAAUGUUCUACAGAAAAGACAAACCAAAGUGAAUUGGACAGUGCUUAGCUUUUUCAUGCCAACAUUUGUUUUGUAUAAAUUAUCUUUUUUUUACACCUUUUUAAUUAUUAAUAUUUUUUAUUUAAUUUUAGUUGAAGGAAACAUGUUUUUAAAGCUGUGUAGUAUUGGGUGAUGCAGGGGCAGAAUGUAGUAUGAUUGUAUUUCUGUCUUGAAGCCUUUUUGACAACACCUAGGGUAAGAACAUAAGCGAGUGGAUCAGCGGUGGCAUCUGUAUUUAUGUAAAGGAGAGGUAGGGUUGACUUCUUGUAGUUGCAUAAUAGUGCCUUAGAUCGUCACAUAAAAAUUGCCUCUUUUUUAAUGCUGACUUCUCCUGGCUGCAAUCCUUUUGAUACCUAAUACAGCCGAUCUUUUAGUACAGUAACUGGCUGGCACAUUUAAGAUAGUGAGUCCACACACACAGAAUGAGCAAUUGGAGUCAUUUUAAGCCUCGUUCAUUUUAAUAAUCCAAGCUUCUGAUAAUUGUCUUAAUUUAAUUUGCCAGUUUUUAGAAACCUUUGUUCCGUGUUGCUAUGAGGCAGCCAUAUUCCUUGCAGGUCCCUUUUUAAAGUCCCAGAGCCCAGGACAGUCACACAGGCACUCACCACGUAGCCUGCUUAUAGAAUACUUUACACCAAGCAGCACGUAGUUGCCUC
This is a messenger RNA of Spea bombifrons (plains spadefoot toad), 2248 nucleotides long. It is a transcript of the gene TTL, whose product is annotated as tubulin tyrosine ligase. NCBI's taxonomy places the organism in Eukaryota, Metazoa, Chordata, Amphibia, Anura, Pelobatidae. Gene Ontology annotation, biological process: protein modification process. Bases 284 to 1417 code for a protein of 377 amino acids. The record is from RefSeq and is a predicted model, not a curated record. The transcript is spliced from 7 exons.